Limanda limanda (common dab) is the source of this 789-nucleotide messenger RNA. RefSeq names its product carbonic anhydrase VII (gene ca7). Gene Ontology annotation, cellular component: cytoplasm. Gene Ontology annotation, molecular function: carbonate dehydratase activity; zinc ion binding. Bases 1 to 789 code for a protein of 262 amino acids. The transcript has 7 exons. The record is from RefSeq and is a predicted model, not a curated record. Lineage: Eukaryota; Metazoa; Chordata; Actinopteri; Pleuronectiformes; Pleuronectidae. Gene Ontology annotation, biological process: regulation of intracellular pH.
AUGACAGGGAACCACUGGGGAUAUGGAAAGGAGGACGGUCCCUCUGUAUGGCACAACAACUACCCUGUGGCCCAGGGCAACCGGCAGUCUCCCAUCGACAUCAUCCCCCAGCAGGCUUCACAUGACCCCAGUCUGGGCCCGAUCGUCCUCAACUAUGAUCAGUGCACCUCCACCAGCAUCUCCAAUAAUGGACACUCUGUGGUUGUGGAGUUCGACGACUCGGACGACCGUUCAGUGAUCCAAGGGGGCCCUCUCGACAACCCCUACAGACUGAGGCAGUUUCAUUUCCACUGGGGCGGAAAGGGCUGCCACGGCUCUGAGCACACUGUUGCAGGAAAUAGCUACGCUUCUGAGCUUCAUUUAGUUCACUGGAACGCUGUGAAGUACAGGACAUUUGGGGAAGCGGCCGCAGCUCCAGACGGCCUCGCUGUCCUCGGCAUCUUCCUAGAAACAGGUGACGACCACAGAUGGCUCCACACGAUAACAGACGCUCUGUACAUGGUGAAGUUUAAGGGCAGCAUCACCGAUUUCAAAGGUUUCAACCCCAAGUGCCUCUUACCCAGCAGCCUCCAGUACUGGACCUACCUGGGCUCACUGACCACGCCCCCUCUACACGAGAGCGUCACCUGGAUCGUCCUGAAGGAGCCAAUCAUCGUGUCUGAUAAACAGAUGGGCAAGUUUCGAUUGCUCCUGUUCUCUGGAGAAGAAGAGGAUCAGAGGAAACGCAUGGAAAACAACUUCAGGCCCCCCCAGCCUCUCCAAGGAAGGAAAGUGCGUUCCUCCAAUUAA